Bactrocera latifrons is the source of this 967-nucleotide messenger RNA. Its product is annotated as calcium/calmodulin-dependent protein kinase kinase 1-like. Gene Ontology annotation, molecular function: protein serine/threonine kinase activity; ATP binding. Gene Ontology annotation, cellular component: cytoplasm. Lineage: Eukaryota; Metazoa; Arthropoda; Insecta; Diptera; Tephritidae. The transcript is spliced from 4 exons. Gene Ontology annotation, biological process: intracellular signal transduction; protein phosphorylation. The coding region runs from base 224 to 808 and encodes 194 amino acids. The record is from RefSeq and is a predicted model, not a curated record.
CUCAAAAUUGAUUUCUUUUAGCACCUAAGUAACCGUUCUACAAUGAAUCGAUUAAAUGAAUGACCUUCAUCCCGCUAUAUCUGACACAAUUAGUCGGAACCUCGAUUUCGUUCAAAACGCACGUGCUUAUUCGCGAAACUCUCUAUUGUUCUCGAAAUUCCAAGUGGGUUUUUGUGUUCACGAAGUGAAUUCUGGAAAAUAAUUUUUACGGAUUCUGGACAACAUGCAUUUAUUUUGUGGGAAAGCUGCCGACAUUUGGUCUUUGGGUGUGACCCUUUACGCCCUGGUUUAUGGAAACGUACCAUUUAUUGCAAAUUCUAUUCCAAUUUUAUAUGAAAAAAUUAAAUUAGACCCUCUUAUGCUCUUAGAAGAGCCAAAAAUUAGUGAACAACUUCAGGACUGCAUUCGUAGAAUGUUAACAAAAAAUCCUGACUUCAGAAUUUCUUUACAGCAAUUAAAAGAACAUAAUUGGAUAACUAAAGGUGGUUUGCAUCCAUUAGCAAAUGUGAGUGAGAACUGUGACUUGGUCAAGGUUAGUGAAGAAGACAUCAGUACAGUUGUGCAAAGUAUUCCAAAACUAGACACACUGAUUUUAAUUAAAACAAUGCUCAAAAAGCACUCCUUUGGAAACCCGUAUGUUAGCGAAAAUUUGCAUGAGUCGCAUCCACGUGAUAUAACUCGUUAUGAACAAUUUGUUCGAGCUGGUCGCUCUAAUUCUGCUCCUGGGUCAUACACACAGCAUGACAUGGAUGAUAAUGAAAAACUACCAUCUUUUACGGAACCAGAAUUUGAAAAUCGUAUACAUUAAUGACAACUUUAAUUAUUACAUAUGCACAUAUAAAAAUUUGUAUUGUGCACAUUUACAACUUCUUAAUAAUACCCGCCCAACCGAUCCGAGGGUCGCAAUCCGGAAUUAGCCGAGUCAUAAAAGGCAAGAGAGUUUUAAGCGUUGCGAUCUUAAGCUGCU